Molecule: messenger RNA, 1083 nt
Organism: Fusarium coffeatum
Lineage: Eukaryota; Fungi; Ascomycota; Sordariomycetes; Hypocreales; Nectriaceae
Exons: 2
Coding region: 1-1083 (360 amino acids)
Molecular function (GO): metal ion binding
Source: RefSeq, a predicted model, not a curated record
AUGAACCGUCCUCACUCUUUGGACCUCUCUUUCACCUCCUCUGACAACCAACCUCAAGGAGUUGGUGUGAACGGAUACCCUGUUCAAGUUACGUACGGUGGUUGGCAGCCAAAUACUAUCUGGCAUUCUUCUGCACCUCGAAGCAUGGCAAACGGCAACUGGCGAGGCCCUCAGAUGUCCACCGAUCAGAUGAAUGCCCAGCCUUCUGGUACCAACAACUAUUCCCUCAUGCCUUCCCCUCUUCCGCGCGCUCCAACCAGCAAUGCUGGGCCGGUGAGCAUCUCAGACUGUCUCAGCGGCUAUGCCUAUUGCGUAAAGAGACCUGACGGUCGAUACACUCGACUUGUCCCAGCAGAUAGACUUCCGCUUCUCAAUGAGAUCCCAGCUACUCAGGCCAGCGCUCAAGGCAUGGUCCUAUUGCCAGACCUGCACAUGAAGCCACCUCAAGGGGUCGCUACCAUGAACCAGUCUGUAACUGUGAAGCCUCUGACUGCUCCAGCAUCUGAUGUCCUUCAGGUAAUCAGACUUUCUUUUUCUUCCGUCAAGUACAACUGCUGUCCGUCAGAGUAUGCUGACUUGGUGUACCAGACCAAGAUCGACCGCAUCGUUGCGAUUUCGCCUGCUCAGCAGCGAAGCCCCAAAGUCUACUGCGACAAAUGGAUCCACGACGGAACCUGUGCCUUUACACAGCAAGGCUGCAAGUACAAACACGAGAUGCCUGUUGACAAGGCCACCCAGCAGUCUCUCGGACUCUUCCAUGGAUUCCCUAAGUGGUGGAGGGACCAUCAGGAAGAGUUGCAGAAGCAACAAAAGACGUCACCGACUUCCCGCGGCCAAGCCAUUCACCAGAUUGGCUGGCGUGGUGACAGCAACGACCACAGAGCCCCAGCUCCGAUUGGAGCCGGGAGACAGAAGCAUCCUGUCAAGGGAACCCGCGAUGAUAUGACUACUGCUCUUGAGAAGCGCCCUAGAGCCGGAACGGAGCCCAGCUGGGUCGCAAGUGCUUCGUCGGUCAAGGCCUUGCCCGGAUCCUUGUCAUCCUCAUCUACUGGAUCAAUCGACUCUGCUUAUAUUCGCCAGUGA